AUGGAUGUGACACGAAUAACUCUGUUGAAACUUGCCCAAGAACCGAACAACUCGUUUUGUGCGGACUGUGGAACUUCAGAACCACGAUGGGCCUCGUGGAAUCUAGGGGUCUUCAUUUGCAUGCGUUGUGCUGCAAUCCAUCGGAAAAUGGGAACACACAUUUCGAAAACUUUUGUAAAUAGUGGCUGUAACGCACGAGCCAGAAGGUUAUACGAAGCCCUUCUGCCGGACAGCUAUAUUCGACCUCAGUCCGAUUCAGCAUUGGAAAAUUUCAUUCGUGCCAAAUAUGAGCAACGAAAAUUUUAUCAACCUCCGAUUCCGACAACACAAUCCAAACCCAUGGAGACCGUACCGGUUUCCGAAACUCCAGUGAAAUCCCACACUGGUAAAACUGACUGUUCCUCACCAACUCGAUCGAAAUUCGCGUUUUUAGAUCUCAUUGACCUGGGAAUGAAUAGUUCAUCCAGUUCGACUUCCCGAGAUGGUACCUGGAGUAGUUCGAACACUGAUCUCCUUUUGUGCUUCAAUGAUCCUUCUGAAUCGUAUCCAAGACGAGCGGAUAACCCUAUCCCGGCCUCCGAUCUGGUCGGGGUGCACAAACCGCCACAAUCUCUAAUACCUCCCCCUCCUCCGCAGUCCACAUUUCACUCACUGUCCUACUCGACAAUACCGUUUCAGGGAGUGAACAUGUUUCACCGGCAACCGCCUCAGCAGCAGCGCAACUCCAACUACCUCAAUCAGGUUACGGAACAGCUGGCCGCCAUCAAAGCUCAAAUGCAAUCUGGUCGGACGUCUUCCUGA
Messenger RNA from Echinostoma caproni, 801 nucleotides. NCBI's taxonomy places the organism in Eukaryota, Metazoa, Platyhelminthes, Trematoda, Plagiorchiida, Echinostomatidae. The record is from the annotation of a GenBank genome assembly.